Debaryomyces fabryi is the source of this 726-nucleotide messenger RNA. It is a transcript of the gene VPS22, whose product is annotated as ESCRT-II subunit protein. The record is from RefSeq and is a predicted model, not a curated record. Lineage: Eukaryota; Fungi; Ascomycota; Pichiomycetes; Serinales; Debaryomycetaceae. Gene Ontology annotation, cellular component: ESCRT II complex. Gene Ontology annotation, biological process: protein transport to vacuole involved in ubiquitin-dependent protein catabolic process via the multivesicular body sorting pathway. The transcript has a single exon. Bases 1 to 726 code for a protein of 241 amino acids.
AUGAAUGAUAAAAGGCAUGAAGAUAGACAUGUAUACUCACAAUUAGGACAGAAUCUUAUUCAAAGACAUUCAGAUCAACUUUCUACUCAGUUGUCAGUCUUUCAAUCGGCCAUAAUUAAUUUUGGCAGUGAUCAUGGAGACGAAAUAAGACGAAAUCCAGAAUUCCGUAAUAAAUUUACCCAGAUGUGUCAACUGAUAGGGGUUGAUCCGCUUGAAUUGUUGAUAUACAGUAACUCUAAGAACUCAAAGUCUCGAAAUGAAGAUUUUUAUAUUGGCCUAUCGGUACGGAUAGUAGAAGUGUGUCAGGAAACGAGAGAUGUUAAUGGAGGAUUGAUUUCAAUGAAAGAAUUAUUAUCACGGCUACAGGAAAAUGUGAACCUAGAAACUCUGAUAAAGGAGGGUGAGAUUCAGCAGGCAUUGUCUAUUCUAUUCUCGUUGGGAAAUGGCUAUGAGAUAUUGAAUAUUAAUGGUAAGAAAUGGCUAAAGUUCUCAUCAGCUACAAGCGGUAACACAAAUAUAUCGAACGACCAAAAGAAGAUAUACGAGGCUUGUGGAUUUAUGGGUGGGUUUGUAACAUAUAGAUUAUUAAUCGAUAAUUACGGAUGGGAUAAAAUACGGUGUAAAACCGUCAUCGAUCAAAUGAUUAUGGAUGGGUUUUUAUGGAUUGACUCUCAAGGUAUCGACGGGGAAGUACAAUAUUGGGAACCAUCUUGGAUUUCUAAUUAA